This is a messenger RNA of Acanthisitta chloris (rifleman), 437 nucleotides long. It is a transcript of the gene LYZ, whose product is annotated as lysozyme. The transcript has 3 exons. Bases 39 to 437 code for a protein of 132 amino acids. NCBI's taxonomy places the organism in Eukaryota, Metazoa, Chordata, Aves, Passeriformes, Acanthisittidae. The record is from RefSeq and is a predicted model, not a curated record. Gene Ontology annotation, molecular function: lysozyme activity.
CAGCUCAAGUUGCUUUGGCACGUCUUGCUGUGGACUGCAUGAUGAGACAGUCAAUGCUCUUCCUCGGCUUUCUUCUUGUCUUCCUUGGCCUGGCCCUGCCAGGCAUCCAGGGAAAAGUCAUUUCCCGAUGUGAGAUGGUGAGGAUCCUACGUCGGAAUGGCUUUGAGGGCUUCGUGGGCAAAACUGUUGCUGACUGGAUGUGCCUGGUGAAACAUGAGAGCAAUUAUAACACUAGAGCAUACAAUAACAAUGGUCCGAGCAGGGACUACGGCAUCUUUCAGAUCAACAGCAAGUACUGGUGCAAUGAUGGCAGGACCUCUGGAUCCCAUAAUGGCUGCCAUAUCAGUUGCUCAAAAUUACAAGACGAUAAUAUUGAGGAUGAUAUUCGGUGUGCCAAGAAGAUCGCUCAGGAGGCUCAUGGCCUCACUCCCUGGUAA